ACAGACUAUUUAAACUUUAAAACAUGUAGUGGUUGUUUAUGAUGACAUAUUAUGAUAUUCCGUACAUUUCCGUGUUUUGUCGUAUACUUAAAAAUAUCAACAAAGAAGGGUGAGGAGGGAUGUUGGAAUUGGAAGUUAUCCCCGAGAGGGGACUAACUAAUGGACGGCUAGAGCUGAUCCUUGGUAUGCCAUUGGGUGACUGUAUAGAAGUCCUAAAGUCAAGUUAUUCCACUGUCAAAGAUGUUCAACUCACCUAUAACGAAGAACAACCCUUGGAUAAAGAAAUUGUCCUUGAUUUGACAAACGAUGGCGUUAAGUUGAUAUUUGAUCAAAAAUUCCAGCGUCUCAAAAUAAUUGAAAUAUACGAUACGAAAAGAAUCACUCUCAAAUAUUGUAAUAAUGUUUUUUCAGCCCCUGGUACAGUCCCAACAUUGGAACUAAUAAGACAAUGUUUCGGUCCAACUAGAGCUGGAGAUCGUAACGUGAGACAGCAGCUUUUCCUAUUGCUAUUUCGUGGGAUUCUCUUUGUGUUUCCUCUAUGGAGCGCUGGCAGCUCAUCUCCUAUAUUUGACGCUGAUGGGCUCGAAUUCUCGGAACCUAGUGUCGAGGGUUCUCUUGUUCUAUCGAAAUUAUCAAUCUUUAGUGGGAGUAAUCCACUGGAGGCUGUUUCCCCUCCAAUACCUAUCGAGUAUUGUCAAGGUCAUUGCUUUGCAAAAUGCAUUGAAGGAGUUAGAAAUGAGGGAAGCAAUGCUGUCACAUCUCUUAGAGUGAAGAUACUUGAAACCAGUGAAGAUUUAUUACAAUCAGCUCCUGAUUCAAGCAUUAAACAACUCGAGAGAACAAUAUCAUUCAGAGACUCACCACAAGACGUAAUGAGUUCACUUGGUGCUCCUGAUAAAAUAUUCUAUAAAGACGAAGAUAAAAUGCGCAUACACUCUCAAUCUCAGAACAAGCUUCCUACCUCAAAAACAUCUGAUUACUUCUUUAAUUACUUUACUCUUGGAUUGGACAUUUUGUUUGACGGUACUUCUCAUCAGGUUAAAAAGUUUAUACUACACACGAAUUAUCCAGGUCAUUAUGACUUUAAUGUCUAUCACAGGUGUCAUUUUUCAAUAUCGUUUCCAAUCAGCAGUUACUCGCAUAAUGCCAGUAAUGAUUCCUUAUCACAAACAAUAUCAGUUACUACUUUCACUAAAUGGAGUGAAGUAGUAGAUUAUGUCUUUCAAGAUAAGCCAGAGAAGCCUGUUGUCCUAAGUCGUUCAUCCUCUACCAACAAUACAAAUCCUUUUGGCUACACUUUCUGUUACAACCAUCAUAACAUCAUAUUUGAAGUCAUGAAAAACAGUCACAUAGCAUCAGUCAUAAUCUACAGCCCUCAAUGACACAUCACUGUUCCCCUCUUUCAGUUCAAUUAUUAAAUAAUAAUAAUUAUUUUUCAGUGAUAAA
Messenger RNA from Amphimedon queenslandica, 1446 nucleotides. Its product is annotated as UPF0183 protein C16orf70 homolog. Lineage: Eukaryota; Metazoa; Porifera; Demospongiae; Haplosclerida; Niphatidae. Gene Ontology annotation, cellular component: trans-Golgi network. The record is from RefSeq and is a predicted model, not a curated record. The transcript is spliced from 16 exons. Gene Ontology annotation, biological process: Golgi to plasma membrane protein transport. Bases 120 to 1382 code for a protein of 420 amino acids.